Messenger RNA from Pocillopora verrucosa, 798 nucleotides. RefSeq names its product histone H2A-like. The record is from RefSeq and is a predicted model, not a curated record. Gene Ontology annotation, cellular component: nucleosome; chromatin. Gene Ontology annotation, molecular function: protein heterodimerization activity; structural constituent of chromatin; DNA binding. NCBI's taxonomy places the organism in Eukaryota, Metazoa, Cnidaria, Anthozoa, Scleractinia, Pocilloporidae. Gene Ontology annotation, biological process: heterochromatin formation.
CACUUUCGUUUGGUUGUGCGACGUUUGGAACUGCUUAUCAUGUCUGGACGCGGUAAAGGUAAAGCUAAGGGAACCAAAUCAAAGAGCCGCUCAUCCCGAGCUGGACUUCAAUUUCCCGUCGGAAGAAUUCACCGUCUUUUAAGAAAGGGCAACUACGCCGAGCGAGUUGGCGCCGGAGCACCAGUGUACCUUGCUGCCGUUCUCGAAUACUUGUCCGCCGAAAUCUUAGAAUUGGCGGGCAACGCUGCACGAGAUAACAAGAAAUCGAGAAUAAUCCCUCGUCAUCUCCAACUCGCAGUACGUAACGACGAAGAACUGAAUAAACUCCUGGCCGGAGUCACCAUCGCCCAAGGUGGUGUUCUGCCGAACAUCCAAGCCGUGCUCCUGCCUAAGAAGACCGAUAAGAAAGCUGGAAAGACCUCCUCACAGAGCCAGGAGUAUUAAAUCUCCUCGAAUUUAACAACAACGGCUCCUUUAGGAGCCACCAGCUCGAACGAAAGUCCUGUUCAGCGUGACUCUAAAGUUAUCCGUUACUUCGAGGCUUCUUUGGCGCCAAAACCAUCUAGUUACUUUACGAAUGAACUGAACUUUAUUUUAGCAUUUUUAUUAUUUAAUAGUCGUAAAUGGCUGUACAACGCAAGUGUAUUUUAUUUACCAUAUACAAAAUGUUUUGUUCACUUCUAUAAACUCCAUAUGCAACCUACUGUCAUUAAUUUGCGAAUCUAAUUAUUCUUGCACCUUAUUGUAAAUACCUUAAAUCGACAAUAAUUAGUACACAACACAUUGUAUGUAUUAUUU